CUGCUGCUGCUGCUGCUGCUGGAGCAGUGGAGCUGACUGACACAACACUGCUACACCGCCACCGCUCUGCCUCGCUUCUCCUCUCUGCCUUUCGCCUCACACUCUCCUUUGCUGGAUAAUCACCACUGAGUCUGAAAGCGACAGAGGACGGAGAGAGACAGACAGACAGACAGACAGACAGACAGACAGCCUGCACUCUUCAUUCAACUGCUGCAUUCUUCAGUUUGUCUUUUUUUUUUUCUCCUCUGCUUCUCUGGCCUGCUGGAGUGCAGCGCAGGGAACAACUGGUCGGGAGAGAACUCCCUGAAGGAAUUUAUCCUCCUCUCUUUGCGCUUCCUCCCUCUGUUCAUUCCUGGGACAGAGUGCAGAGGAGGAGAGAAGAGGGAGGGACUGAGAGCAGGACUUCAGCUGCACAGCUCAGUGUCCCACCUUGCUCCAGAGACACACAACACACACACACACAAGCACAUUUGCAUAGAUUGGACACAGUUCAGGCUGACCAGACUGGCAGACGGGGGACAGAUUGACAAAGACACAUAGACAGACAAGAACACAGACAGACAGACAGGUGGUGUCAUGGCGUCAGUGGACAGCACCGGUUCGAGUGUCCAUGGUCGGCUGAGAUCAGGGGAUAUACUUCACACUGGUCUGGCAGUUGCACUGCUGUUCGGUGUAUGGAGUGUUGGUGGACUGGAAGUCUUGACAGCCAAAGUGCCCCAACUUGAAGCCAUGAAUGGCUCCACAGUCCUGCUGCCCUGCACCUACUCCUCCUGUAUUGGCAUCAAAAACCUCUACUUCAACUGGCACUAUAAUGACAAUGGAACAUUGCUAAAGCUAUGUGAGGCAGUGAUUCCCAUGGAGGGAGUGGAGCCCAGGGUCAGUGUGUACCAUGAACGUGUGGAGUUCGUCGGCUCCUCAAAGACCAACAACAUCUCCAUUCUGCUGUGGAACAUCACCUUUGAGGACGAGGGAGAGUACAUCUGUUUCGCCAGGAACCCAAAAGAGAAGAACCGCAACCACAGUGCUUCCUACAUGCUCUAUGUGGUGGACCAAAUGAAGGAGGUUGACAAUACUUUGACGACCAUCAUCGUCUCAGUGCUGGGUGGAGUCAUUGGAUUAGUUAUCAUUGUCAUGGUGAUAAAGGCUUUGGUUGUUCACUUCUUACUGAAGGAUGACGAGAAGAACAAAGAGUGCCUGGUGACCUCCUCAGGGAAUGACAACACAGAAAAUGGACUUUCAGGAGCCAAAGCAGACAACAAAGGGACACCAAAGGCAUGAGUAAAAUGCAAAGUAUGUCCGUAUGUUUGUAUAUAUGUUAGACAAAUGUACACGCUCAGAGAAAAUGCUGUUAUCAGUGGACUGUUUUAUCUUACUAGCGGCUAACUAAUACAACAUGUAAAUGUCUAUUUUAAAUCAUGCUUGAGAUUUGGGAAGUGUGGAAUGUGCAUAUAGGCCUGGAUCACUCUCUCACCUACACGGCAGCCCAUUGGCCCCAGUGUGCAGCCUCUGUUAUCGAAUUCUGCUCUCCAUCUUACUGAAACCUAACACUUUGUCUACAGUGGAACCUCAAGUGAACUGUCUCUGCCUCCAAUUAUAUACACUCAUGGUUUCAAUACCAUUUGUACAUCAACGCUGAGAAAGAACUUUGCACAAAGCAGUUCCUUCGUUUCGUUGUACUUAUGUAUACACCAAAUUUCACAAAUCAGCCGCCACUCCAAACUACAGUUAACCAGUUUCAGUUGACAUGCUACCAGUAGGUUUGAUGAUGCUUCCAUUCACAACUGCGAGUCAAACUUGGACCCAAACAAACUUAACCAGUGGGAACAAACAGAGUUCAAUUGCAAAAACAGAAAGAAAACAUUCUUAAAAUGUAUGAACCAACACCAGUUCAGUUGGAGCAGACUGAUAUUCCUUUGACUGCACAAUAAAAAGUUAUACAUUUAGGAAAAUAAAAACUGAGAUUUCUUAUCAAAACAACAUAGUUUUACUGAUAUUUCCUGACUUGACACACACACACACACACACACACACACACACACACACACACACACACACAAAAGCAUUGGAAAAAUUAUAAAAAUAUGUUUUUGCAAAUGAACUCUUCACACCCUUUGAUGCCAUGAUGAAUUGCCACAACCUAUAAACUGCCAUGAUGUCAACCGAAGAACAGUACAUAAUACACAAACCCAAACCAGAGGACCAGUCAACAGGUUUUAAUCAUAAAUACAACAUUUUUGGUCAUAAUCAAAGAAAUGGCUCUGAUUUAAAGCAGCAAAUACAAGUUGUAUAUCUUUUUAACACUGCUUGUAAAACUGGAUUUUUAACAUUUAAGGAUUAGGUGUCAAUACUGAUUGAUAAUGUUUUACUGUUUUUGUGAGUAACAACCAAGGACUUUUUUUCCUGACCUUUUAGUCCUCAUCUAACCAUAACUACUGCCAGCCUGAACUUCAACCUGCCUGUUAACAGCUGGGUCUAGGUUUGACACAACUUUGGGGUGUUUGGGUCAUUAUUGCCGACAGUAGAUUUGGAUCAACUGCUGGUUAACUAAAGCUGACAACUGGGCUUUCUUAGGUGACCGAAGGAUCCGGUUCAGCACACAUUUUAUUAUUUUGCUUUAGAUGAAACACAGGUGCCUGUUCUGCUUCUGCUCCCUCUGCUGGUGGGAGGAUAAAAAAACUGAAAAUGUAUAAAAAAAAAAAAAAAAUCAACAACCCUUACCCUCAUCAAAGACAAUCCCUAGACUACCCAGCUCCCUAUAGAAAUGAAUGAAUUUAAUCAUGCUGCUUCUGACUAAUAACCAAUGCAUUUUUAGCAUGUGCGCAUUUUAUAUAACUUCAUAUAAGUAGGCUAUAUGUUGUCUAGCACCACAGUACAAGAACCUUUCUGUGUGUCUCUGUAUGGUCCCAUUUAACCCUUCACGUCCACCUCAACUGACUGAAGCUCUGUCAAUGCUUCAUAAGCACGUCCCAACAAGGAUACACUUCUCUUUUUUUUUAACCAGGUCAGGGUGAUCCAAGAGGGACUCUUCUUUUAGAGUAUAGGAAUGGCCUGUAGGUAUUUGUGGAACGGGAAGCGUAAAAUACAUUUUUAUUCAACAUUUUAACAUCUCGAAAUGUGAAUCAUACAGUUGAACAACUCCGCUAGAAGUUUAAGAAGUUGGCGCUUUCUUCAGCGGCUUAUCAGCAGAAUAUACUGUAAGUAGGGACAGUUCUAUGGAAACAAAUCCAUUUCCACAUUUCCACAAUCAUAUGCAGACUCUAACUGGCUACCUUCCAAUACAAAUUGAUAAGAAAACUGUCAUGUAACACACACAUAAUUGUGCUAAAAUAGUCCAAACAAGUCCACUGAUGCUGCCUCAGUAGUGCAGGUUGCAUAGCAUUGGGACGGAUAACUGAAUGUAUAGACUGUCAGGGAAUAGAUGUUAGAUAUUGUCAAAAAAAAGUAUAUUUUAAUUUAUUCUAAAAAUCGGAUUCAAUAUAUUAUUAUCAAAUGAAUGUGUGAAUAUAUCCCAAUAGGCCAGGAGAUUCAUCCUUCUUUGCCAAGGGUCUUUUCUCUUCUUCUUCUUUUUUUUUUAUUUUAUUUUUUUUACAACCAGCCAAUACUUUCGGUGUUUUACUCAGUUCAAAGUUCAGAUUAGCCAAGAACGAUUUGCUGUGAUUUAUUUCGGAAUAUGGGGCAUUGAAGAUUAUAAAAAGUUUGUGUUGGGUUUCUAAAAAGUAGCGGUAUCUUAGCAUUCAAGGGUUUAUCAGAAAGAACAAAAGAGUAACAAGUGAUGAAGUUUAGAGGGAGCUGGGAGAUGUUGAGAGUAAAUUAACAAAAAGAAAAAAAAUAUAUUCUAUACACAUUUAAAUGGUAGGACACUCAAAUUAAACAGAUUGUUACAUUUUAGCAGUCAUCAUAUUUUGUUGAAAUAAAGAGAAAUAAGAAAAGUUUUUUUUUUUAAAGUCACUUCUACUCCACCUUGUGAUAAGUAGAUGAACUUAGUGCUAAGAUGCCAACCGGAAACUAGACCCCGCUCUCAGUACGAGAGGUCACUAAUGUGAAGCUGGCAGAAAUGACCUGCCACACCCUCACACAUCGCUGGAAUAGCUGUGACAGCAGAACGCUACACACAAACACACGCACGCACAUACACAUGCACUCACAUACUAAGAGCCACUUUGAGUGUAAUCCGCUGGCCUUGCAAACAAACAAUAUAGCACUUUACCACGUUUCAGAGUGGGUGCACAAAACAGGAAAUCAAGGAGUUAUUAUACUUUUAUAAUGUAUUACAAAAGAUAACAAAAUACAGCAUUUCCAUGUUGUGUUUACCCGUCAACAGCAUUGUGUCCAAAUGGUUUUCACAUUGUCUGACUACAUGUUGUCUCAUUGGAACAGAGCUCUGUGGCAAGAUUUGAUAUGAUUUUUCUAUUUUUUACCUUUGUCAGCCUGCUGCCCUCUAAAACUGGAGUGCAUUUCCCUUCUUGCUUUCAAUGGAAGCAAUAAGACGGACAUCAGAUUAUGCAAUAACCUGUUAUAAGGCACUUUAUAGAUGUGUCUGGACUGGCUGUGGUGGCAACUCUGUCUGUCCACGGCACUGUUCAUUGUACCGACGUAUGUAUCUGCACUGUACUAAUGUAUUUCAGUUGGACUAAUGUAUCAACAAUCGAUGCAUUAGACAGAUGUCUCUGCUUUUGGAAAACUGUAAUUGCUUCUAACGCUAUGACUGUGCAGGGUUAGAAGUGAUGCAGCGUCCUCGUUGUGUUACAAAACUGUGAAUGUUAAAGGGUUUAUGGAAGCACUACACACACAGACACACACAUACACUUGCUUCCUUGCCUAACAAGUGUUGUGCAGAUUCCUCAGUGAAGAGGGCACACAUGUACAUCCAAAGUCUUCCUAUAGGGAAAAGCAAUAUUGCCGAGUUGAUCUGUCUUCUUCCUGACAUAGCAUAACAAACAGGUGGUUUCAUGUAGGGAUUGUGAUGCAUAACUUGUACUUUUGUGGAUGCAGCCUCCAUUAUGUGGUCCCCACUUAUUUCUGUGAUCCCUAACUGGAUUGUCAUGUUUUAGUAAACAUUUAGUAAAAAAGUAAACCUGUUAACAAAGUGGAACUAUACCCAGACACAAGUAUAUGAGGGAGGUAUCAGGGUGAUGCCCUGUUGAAAGAAAGUUACCUAUAUAGUAUGUGUGAUAGAUAAACCAAUGCUAUCUGAUUUAUUGCAGUCUACAUCAAGUUGCAUUGACUGUUUUUACUGUUUUCAAUGAGUUAUCUUUUCUCACACAAGUCCCUUUGUACACUCUGACCUGCCGUCUUUAAUAUCUGUCCUGAACCUUACAUGACUCUUGAGGUAAGACAACUGCUUAGCUGUUGCUGCAGUACUGAGUCUGCCCUGUACAGUGUGGGAUGCUUCUCUGCAGUGGUGCAAUACAGCCCAGUAAAUACAGUAUGACUGCCACCCAGUGGUCAAACUUCAACACAUCAAGUAAUCUUCCCUCUAGUGGAAUCUGAGGAGACAUACAACUUCAAAAUGCACAUUUUGAUUCAUAUUAAAAUUGCUGCAUACUCAAAAAAACGGUGUCAACUAAACUUAAAGCUAAGCUCUUAUGUAUACACGAGAUACAUGCAUUGCUUCGAUUUUCAUAGCUAAAACAACAUGAAAACAACAUAAAUAGUGAUACAUUUUUGCCAAUUGCUUUACAUGGCGCUACUAGUUAGAUUGUUUACAAGUGUACAUCAUUUUAAUCCCUUUGCCUAUUGGGCAUUUUAUCUACAUUUAAAGAAGGGUGAUUGAUGUGUAAGUUUACACUGAAUCUGAUGUUAUGUGCAACAAUUUGUACAAAAGUGAACCUUUAUCAAACCGCUCCCAUAGUGAGCAUUUAAUAUUUACUGAUAGUCUCAGUGUUACUGUCACAAAUAAUCACUAAAAUACAAACAAAGAGAUCUGACUGACCACUAUGAUUCCUUAGAGUUAGUAUUGCUCUUACUGCCAGAGCGGCUGAAACUCAUACUGCCAAUCCAAGAGUCUCACGUCUGCUGUUGUUACAACACUAUAUUAUAAUGACACACAACUCACUUAGUACACUUAAACUGCUAAAUAAUGUUGUAUUACCGUCUACCGCUGUAUUAACGGCAUUUCAGUACUAAAUUGUAGAGGAUAUCGCUCUGUACUACUUCUGUAUUUCUAGCAGCUGAAACUCACACUGCCAAGCCAAGAGUCUGACGUCAGCUCUCUGCUUCCCACAUUCCACAAAGAUCAAAAGAUCACACCGCUGAUCUAAUGUCGGUGUAGUUCAGCAGAAACGUCAGCUUUACAGUAAGUCUGGACCAAGGGGGUGAUCAAUGAAAUGAGACUAACUAGGAGCAAUAUAUUCCUAUCUUGGCAUUUUUCUUCAAAUUAUCGUGAGUGAUGCCAAACUUUGAAGCAUAUUGUGACCUAUCAUGUGUCAAUACAUGCCCAGCAAACUGCCUCUUAUGAUUCUUGUAAGAGAUAGCCUUAUAGAUCAAGGCUAGCUGGCUGGAGAUUUGAAUUACAAGCACAGGCUGACACUGACCUCUCCACGAUUUCCCCCUACAGUCCUGCAUUUUAAACUAUGUCAACAAUGUUUUCUACACAUCUAGCGGCUGUUGAUGUAAUUUUAUCUUAAUCAAAGUGACAAAAUCAUAUCUACACAUUGCACACUAUACACCAAUGUUAUAAAAAUUACAGUAUUUUAUAGUAAGUAGACUUCUUGCAGCAAAUGACCAUAUUUUGCUUACAUCAGCACAGCCCAUGGUACACAUACACAACACAUCUGCAACCCCGGGUUUCCUAAAUCAACUUUCCUCUGAAUGUUCAGCUGUUUGUCUGUAUUUGUGACCAUGUUGCUCAUGCUCCCUUCAUGACUAUGCACCUCAAACUUUUGACUUGUUAAAAAAAAAUACAUACUGGAAAUAAAAUGUUGUUUGAAAUUCCCACAA
Messenger RNA from Centropristis striata (black sea bass), 6939 nucleotides. RefSeq names its product sodium channel subunit beta-4-like. Gene Ontology annotation, cellular component: membrane; voltage-gated sodium channel complex. Bases 577 to 1278 code for a protein of 233 amino acids. Lineage: Eukaryota; Metazoa; Chordata; Actinopteri; Perciformes; Serranidae. The transcript is spliced from 5 exons. Gene Ontology annotation, biological process: cardiac muscle cell action potential involved in contraction; regulation of ventricular cardiac muscle cell membrane repolarization; regulation of sodium ion transmembrane transporter activity. Gene Ontology annotation, molecular function: sodium channel regulator activity; transmembrane transporter binding. The record is from RefSeq and is a predicted model, not a curated record.